UUCUGUUGUCCUGUUUUGAAGACCUCUGUCCUGACACCCUGCACCCUUCUACUCUUUUCUACUCUCUCCUUCUUUCUUUCUCCUCCUUCCACUCCCUCCACAGUGGGACUCUUCCUUCAUAAGCUCCUGUUAGGUCUGCAGCAUCAGUAUUUUGGGAGCUCUGAAGAAGCCUGAAACCAUGCUGACGUUUUUGGCACUGGCGUCGGUCGUGAUCCUGGGAAUAGUGCCUAAGCAGUCCCAGGCCAUAGUGAUUUACACCGGCUGGGAGCGCCACGCCCUAGUAGGCUCCGACAUCCGGCUGUCCUGUUCCUUCUUCUCCUGGCGCUGGACCUCGGAGGAUGUCACCUUCUCUUGGACAUACAGGCCUGACGGCUCCCGGGACACUCUCUCUAUCUUCCACUACACUGGCGGUGUCCCCUAUGUCGACAACAAGGGCCCAUUCAGGGACAGGCUGGAGUUUGUGGGGAACCCCAGCCGCCGCGAUGGCUCCAUCCUGAUAAAGAACCUGGAUUUCAGCGACAAUGGCACCUUCACCUGUGAUGCGAAGAACCCCCCUGACAUAGUGGGCCGCCCCUCCAGUGUCCGCCUGCUGGUCUUUGAGAAAGUGCCCAUCCAGGCUGGCGUGAUCACGGGGGCCAUCAUCGGGGUGGUGCUGGGCCUGCUGGUGCUCAUCGUGGUAAUCUACUACCUGAUGAGGUUCCUGGUGGCGCGCCGCGUCUUCAGCCUCAGCGUCAGCAAACAUGGCAAGAAAAAGAAAGAGGGAUCACAGCAGAGACAGAUAAAGGUCUGACUUCUCCAUGACUGCCUCCACUCCUCUAGUCUGCUCCCUUUUCUGCCCAGCCUGAUGCAACCCCCAUUAUUUCUCAUUAUCUCUACUCUUUCAAGACAGCACUGGCUGUAAGAAUAGUCCUACUAUAUCAGUGGCAACAAUGUCAAAUAAUUUUUAUGCCUCAUCUGAGAUCCUCUACACGCUCAUUGGGCUAAAGUCCUAACUAUAUUCACAACUUCCUUAGGAGGAACCCAAAGACACGCUUGUGUUUAGGGUUGCCUGAAUCUUCCCCCUUAAUGUUUACGACUCAAUCACACACUGAGCGGAGCUGUGAGUGCGCUGUGGACUUCAGGUAGAGAAAAAAAAGACAGAGAGGGAGCAGAGAGUGAUAGUGUGAGAGAAAUAUGAUUCCUGCUCUCAGCCGGCGUAGAUAGAGGUUCAAGCCCUCAAGCUCAGGGUGAUUCAAUCCUCUCACAUUUGAGCUAAUGGAGGUUGUCGCCGUGUCCCUGCCCUGGCUAGAGGGGGCUAUUUCUGGCCCUGUAAGAGCGCAUGGUCUUACUGUAACAGCUGCACAUUUUUAGUGGGGAGCGCUUGCUGUACUGUUUGUGCCUGAAUUCACGAGGCUGUCCGCUGUUGACUCGACGGCUGGCGACUGACAAACCAGAAUGACGUCACGGCCCCCGAGGGCUGGCGGACGCUCUCAGGAGGCUGACAGAAAGGCUUAGCAGGAAGAGGUGCAGCUUCUGUGCUCUGAGUUAUUUUAGGUCCAGUUAAUCCGCUUGCACGUUGUUUCUCCUCCCCAGCCCAGGGUUCAUUAUUUUAACACGUGCUGGUAACGAGAUAUCUCUCUCUACAUCUCCCUCCCUGCCUCCUCUACUGUCUUCACUCCUCUGUUAUUUACUCUUCAUCUUUGCUCCCAUGUUGGGAUUCAUCUCCUCCCUCCAAACCUCUGUUUCAUUCUCUCUGUCCUCACAUCUUUGGCUUUCUUUAUCUCGUCCUCUUCCUGUCGUCUAGUGACUCUGCACUGCAUUAUUCCCCCACAGAAUAGGCCUAUACACAAUCCACUCCACUCUUUCAGCCUCUCCUUAUCUGACUGCCAGGCCUACGGCUCAAAGCUCUGCUCCCUUCUCCUCUCUCUUCUGUCCUGCCUCCUUCUCCACGUCCUUCUUCUUCUCCUUUACGAACAAGGUGACAGACAUCUCUCUUCGCUCCCUGCGUUUUGCCCAAUGAUCGACACCACCCUCUCACUUGCCCUUCAAAAUGCCACCUCCCCCAACAGCAUGCCCCCUACAGGCCCACCUUCCCUACUUCCUCCAGCCCUUUACUGUCUUGUUUCUGCUGUUCAAAUGCCAAAAUGCUUUCCUCCGCCCCCUACUGGCAAAGAACGGAAACACAUGGGCAGAAAUCUGCCUUGAGUUCUCACUGAAGACGCCAAACAGAAACUUAUAAUCUAGCUAGCUCUUCUCCGGUCACAAAUAGGAUGCGUGUUUUAUGUAUUUGUGUGUCUAGUUAAAGAGUGCUAAACAUGAGAUUUGAAAUAAAGCAACAAAAAAAAAAGCAAAAACAACAGUAUGUCACCCUAAGUAAAGCAAAUAAUGUUUUCUGAGACAGUUUUUACAUGUAUAUGCAAGAAAACAUAUGGAGAGCAUGUUUAUUGAAGCAGAAAAGAAAUGUAAUUGUAUUUGAUGGACUAUGCCAUUAUAUUUCUGACCUUGUGUGUUAUGGAAGGUACUGUGUGGCUGUCUCUUUGGCGCACGUUUUAUUUCGAGACAAAGGGAAAUCAAGGUUGUCGUGUGGUGUCAGACAGAAGAUGAGGGGUGGAUAAGGGUUCGGUUAGCCUCAGGUUCAGUGCAACGUGGCUGGGGA
Messenger RNA from Monopterus albus (swamp eel), 2635 nucleotides. It is a transcript of the gene mpz, whose product is annotated as myelin protein zero. The transcript is spliced from 6 exons. Bases 179 to 790 code for a protein of 203 amino acids. Gene Ontology annotation, cellular component: plasma membrane. NCBI's taxonomy places the organism in Eukaryota, Metazoa, Chordata, Actinopteri, Synbranchiformes, Synbranchidae. The record is from RefSeq and is a predicted model, not a curated record. Gene Ontology annotation, biological process: myelination.